Messenger RNA from Pungitius pungitius (ninespine stickleback), 1562 nucleotides. Its product is annotated as claudin-7-B-like. Lineage: Eukaryota; Metazoa; Chordata; Actinopteri; Perciformes; Gasterosteidae. The record is from RefSeq and is a predicted model, not a curated record. Gene Ontology annotation, molecular function: structural molecule activity. The transcript has 4 exons. Gene Ontology annotation, cellular component: plasma membrane; bicellular tight junction. Bases 195 to 824 code for a protein of 209 amino acids. Gene Ontology annotation, biological process: bicellular tight junction assembly; cell adhesion.
ACGACGCCGUCUUCUCCUGAUAUCGUUCGAGAAAAGCGAAGGAAUACCCGAAACAAACACUUCGGAAAGAAUUAACUUCAUCAGCAACAAAUCUAACUUCGGUAGCCCUCGUGGGUUCGAGUGGGGGAUUUGCAACAGGUGGACGUCGUCUUUGUUCGCCGUCGAAGAAGUAAAAACAACAACCGCCCAACGAAAUGGCCAACUCGGGUCUGCAGAUGUUGGGGUUCGCCCUCAGCCUUGUCGGCUUAAUUGGAUUGAUAGUUGGCACAAUUUUGCCCCAGUGGAAGAUGUCCGCUUACGUCGGGGACAACAUCAUCACGGCCAUAGCCAUGUACGAGGGGCUGUGGAUGUCCUGCGCGUUCCAGAGCACAGGCCAGAUCCAGUGCAAGGUGUACGACUCCAUCCUGCAGCUCAACAGUGCCCUCCAGGCGACCCGCGCCCUCAUGAUCGUGAGUAUCAUCGUAAUUGUAGUUGGCUUGGGCGCAGCCUGCAUGGGAAUGAAGUGCACCAACUGUGGAGGAGAUGACAAGACACGCAAAUCCCGCAUUGCCAUGGCUGCUGGAAUCAUCAUCCUGAUUGGAUCUUUGUGUGCCAUUAUCGCCUGCUCUUGGUAUGCGAACGACAUCAUCAAAGCCUUCUACAACCCUUUCACCCCCGUCAAUACCAAGUACGAGUUUGGUUCUGCCAUCUUCAUUGCCUGGGCUGGAUCAUUCCUGGCUAUAGUGGGAGGCUGCAUGCUGGCAGCGUCCUGCCCGAGAGGCAGCCCCAAGUCCACACCAAAGUAUCCCAUCUCCAGACCUCCCAGCAGCAAAGAAUACGUUUGAGCAGUUGGGCUGUAGGAACACUGACAUUCAUGUUAGUCAAACUGCAGAGCCCAUUCUAUGAAAGAUGUGUCCCAGGAGGCGACUAGUUUUAUUAUUUUUUUUCAAUCUGUUUAAUAUUUUUGUUCAGGAAUUCCCUGUGUUACUGAGAAAUUAUUUUUAAAGCAUUAAAGUUUUUAAAAAUGAUUGUUAAUGGAAAAUUUAAUUCGCCUCUCCCUAAUAGUUAGUGCUUAUUGAUUUGUAUGUUGUAUAAUAUCCACUUGGUUGACAUCUUUUUACUCUAAGGCAAAACGAGUGUGAUAUUGCACAACUUGGCAUGGAGAAAAUGGAUUUCAUAUGCUACAAUGUACAGUUCAUUAGAAUGUCUUGAGUGGUUUGACUGGAUGUCUGUAGUGAUAGUGAACUCUACCAUUUAUGUGUAGGCCAAAACCAGCAAUCUGCUGACAUGAUUCAAAUUUGUUGUACUUUUUAUUUAAGUGAACUAAAACGCUCAAUGCUGCUGUAAUCAUUUGCAUUUAAAAAAGUGCUAGAGUAAAAUUCUAAUGAUAUAAAAUCCACACUGCUGAUCAUUUUAUUCAACUAGUUUCUGUCAUACAUAAAUCAUGACUGAUGGCUCUAUUUGGUACAACUUGUGCAAGCCUGGCUUAUUGUUAAUGGAUUUCUUGUCAUAAAAGCUGUGGCUUUACUUUUUUUUUAAUUGUGAUUUUGUAAUGUUUGUUGUAAAUAAAACUAAAAAAUCUA